This is a messenger RNA of Zychaea mexicana, 1119 nucleotides long. Its product is annotated as 60S ribosomal protein L23. The transcript is spliced from 4 exons. Gene Ontology annotation, molecular function: structural constituent of ribosome; large ribosomal subunit rRNA binding. Bases 186 to 647 code for a protein of 153 amino acids. Gene Ontology annotation, cellular component: ribosome; cytosolic large ribosomal subunit. The record is from RefSeq and is a predicted model, not a curated record. Gene Ontology annotation, biological process: translation. NCBI's taxonomy places the organism in Eukaryota, Fungi, Mucoromycota, Mucoromycetes, Mucorales, Lichtheimiaceae.
CGCUUCAGCUGGAGAUUCAUGCGCUCAGACCGCUCGAGUCGAAUUUCGUCGGGGUUGCCUCUCACAUACAGGGAGAACUGCUUACAGAGGACCUCUCUUUCUACUCAAUCGUCAUGCCGAAAGGAAAGCAUCUACUAAGAUAGAAUAUGGGCGAGAAUAGAUGGAUAGGACAUGGAUAGAAACGGAUGGAGACGGAUGGAUGGAAAAUUGGAUGGAUUGGAUCCAGCUUUGGUGGUGUUGAGGUUAGCAUUUCCGGUACCAAGUACCGUAUGACGCUCGGUUUGCCCGUUGGUGCUGUCAUGAACUGCGCCGACAACAGUGGCGCCAAGAACCUGUACGUCAUUGCUGUCCGCAACAUCAAGGGUCGUUUGAACCGACUUCCCGCUGCCGGUGCUGGUGACAUGGUUGUCGCCACCGUCAAGAAGGGCAAGCCUGAAUUGAGAAAGAAGGUCAUGCCUGCCGUUGUCGUCCGUCAGCGCAAGGCCUGGCGCCGCAGAGACGGUGUCUUCCUUUACUUUGAGGAUAAUGCUGGUGUCAUCGUCAACCCCAAGGGUGAAAUGAAGGGCUCUGCUAUCACUGGCCCCGUUGCCAAGGAAUGCGCCGAUUUGUGGCCUCGUAUCGCCUCUGCUGCUGGCACUGUCGUCUAAGCAUUUGUCGAAUGUAUUCUCAAGAAAAUAAUAAAUCGAUUUGUAUAAACGGGAACGCUUCAAUGGCUUUUUUUUGCUUGCUUUAUGAUCGCGCCGAUUUACGUAAGACCUCAUCAGCUCGAACUUAAUCGUUACUGUCUUACAUAGGGGAGUUUGGGGCGAAUUCGUUAUUGUGGAUGGCCAGAUGCAUAUACUGCAACGAAGAAUUUGAGAGAAGGCAUAUAUCAUUUACUACUGCUUCUGCCGAUGGCCUUAUUCAGAUGUGCACGCUGCUGAAUAAUACAAUGUGUCAAACUCGACAUUUAUUCGUGCUACAGUCAGAUCAGUAUCCCCUUCACCCCGUGUUUUUAAUUAGUAGUACGACGAGUUUUUUGAUUCGCUAAGCAUAUAUUAAACACUUAAUUACAACGUAUGUAGACCGCCACAAAUGUACUUUUCUUAUCCAGCGCCUAAUUGACAACAAUUGGUGGUA